This is a messenger RNA of Gasterosteus aculeatus aculeatus (three-spined stickleback), 2260 nucleotides long. Lineage: Eukaryota; Metazoa; Chordata; Actinopteri; Perciformes; Gasterosteidae. The record is from RefSeq and is a predicted model, not a curated record.
AGCGAGAGACGGCGCCCUUUUCUCUACAGUGGCUGAACCGUCUUAACGGGGAAAUAAGUUAUUCUACAAGCAGCCGGAGAUUUAAGGCGUGGAUGGCUCCUCCUCCAAACAUACAUUGUCAGUUAAUACAUUUUUAAUCUGUUAGAUUCUUCAGGUCAUUUAAUCAUCCCUAGUUUAUGUUUUGAUCAGAGUUGUGAUUAAAGGUUUGGGCCGCAAAAGAUUUUCAGAUUUCAAAUUGGGCCGCGGCGUUCUUGAGUUUGGGAACCGCUGCUUUAGAUAAAGUGGUGCAAUGAGGUAUUACACUGAAUGAUGCGUUCAAUGUAAGUUGGAUUUUCAAUGUUUCUCGCUCAAUGUAGAUGGUUAUAUUACGUAUUACAUGCAUGCAUUAGCUGAUCACAUUACAUUUAAUACAAUAAUAUUUAUGCAUUGUUAAUACUUUUAAAUGUACAGUUGUACACUGGCAUUACAUCGUUCUCAUUUCUUUAUUGAUAUCUCAAGGAAAGAUGGUUAUCAGUUUUUGAUAUCCUACAUUACUAUAACUAGUGAUGUGAUGAUCUAACCUGGUUACUUUAACUAGUCCACUGCGCAGAUGGCGGAGACGGUGAAGUACGUGGAUGAUGAGCAUCGGAGCAUCUUCCUGAAGCUGCUGAACGAGCAGCGCCUGGAAGGCGAACACUGCGACAUCGCCGUGGUGGUCGAAGACGUCAAGUUUAGAGCUCACCGCUGUGUGCUCGCCGCCUGCUCAAACUACUUCAAAAAACUCUUCAAAAAGCAUGAGGUGGACAACUCCUCUGUGAUUGAGAUCGACUUCAUUCGCUCUGACAUCUUUGAGGAGGUGUUGAACUACAUGUCUGCGAGGAUAUCAGUGCAGAAGAGAGACGUCAACUUCAUGAUGUCUCCAGCGAUACUAGGCAUUCGCUUCCUCGACAAACUCUGCUCUCAGAAACGAGACCUGUCUUCAGAGGACAAAGACAAGUUCCCCUAUGACAUUGUGAAGAUGGCGCUUCCCCCCGAGGCCCAGCUGGCCGCUGAUGCCGAGGUGCUGGGAGAACACGAUGACACACCCACCCCGGAUGACCUUGUUGGGGCAUCGACCAAUCAGGAGCUGGAUAAGUCUCCCACUGCUGCGCUACGUGUCCAGGAGGCCAUCCUGAAAGAACUGACCAAUGAGGACGUACAAAAGGUAACCUGCUACGACCACGACGUUGACAUGGAGGCGGAGCCUAAAGAGUUGGGGGCGGAGCACCACGCCACCCAGACCCUGACUUUUGCAGAAAGUAUGGGGGAGGUGAAAGACGAGCAGCCGCCCGGCUGGUCCACGGCCACCACCGACAUGAAGUUUGAGUACCUGCUGUAUGGACCGGACCAACUCGCAUGCCAGGUGUGUGGGAAGACCUUCCUAUUACCGUACACCAAUAGCGAGAAGCUAAGAGGGAACACACGAUGGGCCAUUUUACAGAUUCAGUUUGUUUCACUAUGGCCCCGCCCUCACCUGUGUGUUUCAGAGCACCUGAAGAUUCACACAGGCUUUAAACCGUACAGGUGUGACGUUUGUGGGAAAUCGUUCAUUCGAGCUCCAGACCUGAAGAAACACGAACGCGUUCACAGCAACGAGAGGCCUUUCGCCUGCCAGUUGUGUGAAAAGGCGUUUAAACACAAGUCUCACCUGAAGGACCAUGAGAGGAGACAUCGAGGAGAGAAACCCUUCGUCUGUCCAUCCUGCAACAAGGCCUUCGCCAAGGCGUCAGAUUUGAAGCGUCAUGAGAACAAUAUGCACAGCGAGAGGAAGCAGAUGAAUCCACUGCAGAGCGACACGGAGGCACUGCAGGCUGCUGCCAUGGCUGCUGAGGAGCAACAUCUGGACAGCAUCGGCUGCUCCUAACAUCUGGACUCAUCAGCUGCCUGCUCCUAACAUCUGGACUCAUCAGCUGCCUGCUCCUAACAUCUGGACUCAUCAGCUGCCUGCUCCUAACAUCUGGACAGGUGUUGCUGCAUAAAUAUGUUUCUUGAUCAGACUCUGAAUGUUCUGUGCUCGUUGAAGUCAUGUUUCCCUGCUGUGAUCAGAGAGCCUGAACAGACGUCACGAUGACAUGUUAAGAACACGCUAUGGACACGGACCCCUCCUCUGUGAAUCAUUUGUUAUUUGUCUCUUUGUAAAUGUACAGGAUCAUUUUUCAGUCUGUACAGUAAACGGUUGAUUUAUUGAUUGUAUAAAGUUUGUUGUUCUGUUCAGUUUCAUGAGCAGAUUGUUUUAAAAAUC